AUGGAUAUUGCCAAAAUGUGUCUGUGCUUAUUAUCAGUAACGUUGCUGCUUUUGUCUUCUACUGAGAACUCGUUCGUCACACCUUUACCAGCCGGUGAGUCAAGCUGUGUGUUGUUAGUGAUCUUGGUAUCCAAGUACGAAGAAAUCUCAGUUCCUGCUGUUAAUGAUCUCAUCUUGGUCUCAGACAAGGUUUACACUGGGAGAGAAGUUCUUGACAUGGAGAAGUUAAUGGCGAAAUACUUUGCAAUUCAAUUUCUGUUUCUCAAAGCUGCACAAUCUGACAAAGAGAUUGAGCUUCUAUCAUUCUUCAUCAUCAAGCUCAGCUUAGUAGAGUACGAGAUAUGA
Brassica oleracea var. oleracea is the source of this 345-nucleotide messenger RNA. RefSeq names its product cyclin-B2-5-like. The transcript is spliced from 4 exons. Lineage: Eukaryota; Viridiplantae; Streptophyta; Magnoliopsida; Brassicales; Brassicaceae. The record is from RefSeq and is a predicted model, not a curated record. The coding region runs from base 1 to 345 and encodes 114 amino acids.